AAGACUUUGACAUGACAGAUGCUCAGGCCGUAGAUGCGGUAGUAUGGGAAGACAUACCGGGAGACGUCGCCCGUGCCGCAGACGCUGUAGACCUGCCCAAAGCAACAUCGAAUGCGGCAUCCACUGGCAGCGCAGAAAUUGACGCAAUUCUGACAGCGGAGAAACAAGACAUCAUAGAACUGGCAGGAACCAAUGACGCACACAAGAUCCAGUGCGAACGUGGCAACGACGAGCGCAGCGCUUUGAAGAGGGCUAGGCUUCAGCCAGAGGUCUUGAUAUCACAGCCUAGAAAGAAGAACCGGCCGCCCGCCCAUUCUCCCUCUAGGAGUUCAUCUUCACCACACGCAUCGGCUUCUACAUCGACAGUCGCACUCCCGGACGUAUCAGUCGCUGCUUCCGAAUGGUACCCUCCAGAGUUCUGUCGCGAGCGUCUUCGCCACACGCCUGUCUUUUCCGUCUCCCUCGAUCCGACGAUCCGGGACAUCACCAUCCACCAUGGCGCCAUACAAAAGGCCUUCGGAGGAACAUGGAAUUCAUCAUGGGCGGUGUUCGGCGACCUAGACCGCCAUCAACGCGGCCACAAUUACAUGCGUUUUCGUCUAUCCGCCUCGCGCAGCUAUCAUAUACCGCCGCGGGAGCCGGGUGGUCCGGGUGCCCUGCUUUUGACGUACAACCCAUGGCCAGAAGGCCCGCACAAAGUCCUGGUCAAAACGGAGGACGACCUGUACAAGUAUAUGGGUGAAUACGAUCUCCUGGAGGCGGAACCAAUAACUGUGGCAGAGUUCCAAACGUUACCGCACAGGACUAGACGAGCAUGGGGAGCGGGGCUUUGCAAGCUUCACAGUAACGGUAACUUCCUCGCGGCCAUAGCGCUCCAGAAGCAAUUCGGUCGCACCGCCACGGCGCAGGAGAUUGCCGCCGUGCUUGCGGGCCAGAAACCAGAGGGUGAACUUGCGAUGACGGCACAGGAAGUUCUGGAAGCCUUUGCAGAUGGGCGUAUGAUUUUGCGCGUGUGGGUGAUGCAGUGUGUCGGGUAUGACGAGGAAUUCCAGCGCAAGAUCGCAGGCCACGGCGGCGGGUCGAGCUGACAUCGACAGCCCUGUCUUGCUACCCUAAGCCGUGCUCUCGGGGGCCCUGGUACAAGUCGCUCGGCCCCGCGUCCGCGUCAUAGGAACCUGUUGUAGCGCCUCCCAAGCACUAGCACCCGUCACUUGCCUCGCGGCGGCCGCGGGGAAGCCAACCAGUGAGCUCGAUGACAUUUAUUCCGUGGACCUGCUGGUGCGUUGGACUAGUGUUUCGAGCUCUUGGAAGUGUGGGCCGUGGGAUGACUUAUGGCGUUGGGGACAGGUGCGUCCGUCGUCAUCGUGUAAACUUGUUGCACUUGCCGCUGCCGCCACGCUGUCCCAGGGUGUAAGCCAUGGUUCCAGAGGUACGGCCUGAACGCAUAGAGGUACAUAUCAUAUAUGACCUUUACGACUCUAUCUUCUCGUCUCCAUUGUACGUC
Trametes versicolor FP-101664 SS1 is the source of this 1504-nucleotide messenger RNA. RefSeq lists its product as uncharacterized. The transcript is spliced from 6 exons. NCBI's taxonomy places the organism in Eukaryota, Fungi, Basidiomycota, Agaricomycetes, Polyporales, Polyporaceae. The record is from RefSeq and is a predicted model, not a curated record. The coding region runs from base 12 to 1088 and encodes 358 amino acids.